AGCUGAAAUAGUCUACUGUUGUUCAGUCAGUGACAAAGUUAUAAAACUAUUCUGGUAAGCUGUGAUAUUAGGUCAGAAGAAGUGAUCACUUUCAAAGAUGUUCUCACUCAGUAGCAGUGCCAGGAAGGUGUAGGGUUUCACAGGCAAGGGAAGGAGGGACAUACACAGCUGGUUUACACUCUGGAGACUUCUGCAGUUUUGUUGUUGCUGGUUGAUGAACUUUCUUCAGGUGUUGCCGUCCUCAAUCCAUUGAUGCGCAAAACACUGUGUUGUAACCUAUCUACUUUUAUCCCAUUUCUUUGAGUAAGAGUUGUAGAAGAAAGACUGGAAGACAUGUUGCGGUUGUUUCUAAUUUCUUCUGUCUUCUUCCUGCCCAGUGCGUGGGGCCAGAGCAGCAGCAAGUUAGAUGUGGUGGUGGAGGUCCGUAACAUCACCCUCCCAGCCGGGACCCAGGCUGUGCUGCCCUGCCACAGCCCCCGCAUGAUAUGGACCCGGGACCGGCUGAAGGAUCGCCAGAGGGUGGUCCACUGGGACCUGUUCCGGAGCACACCAGAGUACUCUGUGGAAAGGAUACUGGACAUGUCUGCUGGCGUCAAAGAGAGAGUCUACAAUGGGUUCAACAAGGGCCGCAUAACCAUCCCCAAAACCGCCUUCACUGACGGGAACUUCUCCCUCGUCAUCAACAAUGUAGGAACAGCUGAUCGAGGUGUUUAUAGUUGUAAUCUGCAUCACCAUUACUGCCAGCUUCACCAGUCCAUCAAGAUACAGCUCAACACCACCAAGUCAGUCCGUAAGGAGAAGCGGUACUGGGACGGGGACAAGACAGUGUUUGUGGUGUUGCUGGGGAGCUCUGUGGUGUUGCCUUGUGUGAACAGGCGGCCUCUGUGGAUGGAGGGCCAGCAGGAGGACCAGCAGCAGGUAGCCCACUGGGACUGGCAGCCACCUGGGGUGAGACCUGAUGGAGCUGACCGCCUGGUGGACCUUUACGCCUCUGGAGAGCGCCGGCAGUAUGGACCACUCUUCCCUGUGGACAAGAUGAGUGUCUCUGAUGAUGCCUUCUCUGUAGGGGAUUUCUCUCUGACCAUCUCUAAUCUCCAGCCUGUUGACAAGGGCCUGUACUCCUGUCACCUGCACCACCACUACUGCGGCCUGCACGAGAGACUCAUCUACAGGCUCAUGGUGGGGCCUUCACUGCCCCCACCUCCUCCGGUCCUCACCGCUGUCCCUGCUGCCCCUGCUGCCCCUGCUGUCCCAACUCUCCUUGCUAUCCCCCACACACUCCCCAAUGAUGACCCAAGCCCUGAUGUGGUUGAACUUGAGAGACCACGGGUAAUCAACGUCAUCCUCCCUGAGUACCCAGGGCACUUCUUCCAGCAGAUGGGCUACUUCCUGGCUACCUUCUUCCUCCUAGCCUUCAUCAUAACAAUCGUCAUUGUGCUUACCCGACGACGCAGAAAGAGAGGUCUGGAGUACGACCUGCGAAGAUCUGAACGGAGUCAUGUGACUGGCCACGAGGACAUUGCUUUGGAGGCCACAGAGCUGAAGGUCUGCACCCAGGAAUACCCGAAUUCAGACUACAAAAACAACCUACUGAAAGAGAGAGAUAUGUCUAAAGGCUGCAAUAAAGAAAUGAAUGAAAAGUUGUGGAUAUGAGACAGAGAGAGCUGAUAUGCCGCUGGCGGCUCCAGAGCAGACACACAUGACUAGGAAGAGGAAACAAGGGUUUAUAAUGGUGGAAUUCAAAAAGGACAGGAGGGACUCUCUUUUUAUAGACACCCCUUACCAAACACUCUUACCAAACACUCUUACCAAACACUCUUACCAAACACUCUUACCAAAACACUCUUACCAAACACUCUUACCAAACACUCUUACCAAAACACUCUUACCAAACACUCUUACCAAAACACUCUUACCAAACACUCUUACCAAACACUCUUACCAAAACACUCUUACCAAACACUCUUACCAAACACUCUUACCAAACACUCUUACCAAACACUCUUACCAAAACACUCUUACCAAACACUCUUACCAAACACUCUUACCAAACACUCUUACCAAACACUCUUACCAAAACACUCUUACCAAACACUCUUACCAAACACUCUUACCAAACACUCUUACCAAACACUCUUACCAAACACUCUUACCAAACACUCUUACCAAAACACUCUUACCAAACACUCUUACCAACACUCUUACCAAACACUCUUACCAAACACUCUUACCAAACACUCUUACCAAACACUCUUACCAAACACUCUUACCAAAACACUCUUACCAAACACUCUUACCAAACACUCUUACCAAACACUCUUACCAAAACACUCUUACUAAACACUCUUACCAAACACUCUUACCAAACACUCUUACCAAACACUCUUACCAAACACUCUUACCAAACACUCUUACCAAACACUCUUACUAAACACUCUUACCAAACACUCUUACCAAACACUCUUACUAAACACUCUUACCAAACACUCUUACCAAAACGUUUCUCUUGCUGCGCCAGUUUUUAAUAUUUGAUUUCAUAUUUUCAUACUUGUGUAUUCUGUAUUCUGAUCUGCUGUUAUUUCAAUAUGGCUAAACAUGUCUUCAAUUUUGUAUUGUACUACACAGAUAUUUGAUGUCAACUAUUUUAUAUUACAAAAAACAACCAGUGUGUGCUUUUCAACAUUCCUUGUCUUUUGGUACAUAACAAAAUACUUUCUAUCACUAUAUGACUUCAUUUUCCGAAAGCAUGUUGUCUUUAAAUGUAUGUGGGGAAACUGUCAUGUUCUGUUUUCUGAUUUCAGAGCUCAGCAAGCUCAGAAUUAGUUGAGAAUGUUUAUUAAAGUAUUUGCACAAACCUGUAAUUUACUAGUAAUAUACUAGUAACAUUCAUUCUGUUUGUAAAGGGUUUGUAAAGGGUCACAAGUAUUUUAUAGCUAUGCUGUUAAUUAUUAGUUCAUAACUUGCUUAGAAAUCUGUAUUAAGCCUUUAUACCUGUUAUAAUGGUAUUCUUACCAAGUUCAUGCGAUUGAUGAUCAUGGACCACAAAGAAAGGCUAUUACAAGGAAUAAAACUCAGGAAAUCAAGCCUUAAACAGAA
Molecule: messenger RNA, 3096 nt
Organism: Oncorhynchus kisutch (coho salmon)
Lineage: Eukaryota; Metazoa; Chordata; Actinopteri; Salmoniformes; Salmonidae
Product: matrix remodeling-associated protein 8
Exons: 10
Coding region: 334-1653 (439 amino acids)
Biological process (GO): cell differentiation; cell adhesion
Cellular component (GO): membrane; cell surface
Source: RefSeq, a predicted model, not a curated record